UAACGCAACAGCGGAUCUGAACUGGGGACACAGCCACUUACUUGGAUCAAACGACUCAGCUAUUCAGCUUCAAGGAUGCAGUGCGUGUACAUGUGGAUGUGCCUUUGCCUGUGUGGGAUGGGUCUGUGUGACGUCCUGCAGGAGAAACAGGUGGACUUUGGCCUGCGCGUCUUCUCUGAGUUGACCCGUUCCUCCUCCAACCAAAACCUGGCCUUCUCCCCUUACGGUAUCACGUCUGUCAUGGGGAUGGCUCAGCUUGGGGCAUCCGGCAGCACGCUGAAUGCCCUGACUUCCGGUAUGGGCUUCUCCCUGCAAGAGCGGGGAGUUCCCAGGCAGCAGCGCCUCCUGCAGAGGGACCUGUCACGAGAGGACGCGGUGCAGCUGAUCAGCGGAGUGAUGGUGGACCGCAAGCUGACUUUGGAGAAGUCCUUCCGCAGAGGACUAAGCAAAGCCUACCAGAGCUCCCCGCACCAGGUGGACUUCUCCAGGCCAGACAAAGCUCUGCAGGUCAUCAACGACUGGGUGUCAGACUACACAGAAGGUUCCAUCCCUAACUUCCUCUCCUCCGACGCCCUUACCGAGGAGACACGGCUUGUGCUGCUCAAUGCCAUCCAUUUCCGGGGGCUCUGGAAGGUGCCCUUUGACCCCAAGUUGACCCAGGAAAGACUCUUCCACUGUGCCAAUGGGAGCACCAUGUCUGUGCCCAUGAUGAGGAUCACCCAGCGCUUCAACUAUGGUGACUUUGUGACAGAAGAUGGCGUGGACUAUGAUGUCAUUGAGGUUCCCUAUGAAGGGGAUGACCUGAGCAUGCUGCUGGUGUCUCCCUUUGAGCGGGAUAUGCCUCUGUCCACUGUGACCUAUGGGCUCGAUGUGAAGACCCUGCAGGGUUGGAGGGAAGGCCUGAGGUCGGUCAACCGCCAGCUGGCACUGCCCCGGUUCUCCAUUGACAGCGAAAUGGACCUGAAGUCCAUACUCACGCGCCUGGGGCUGGGUGACAUCUUCAGCCAGAAGAAGGCUGACUUCUCACGCAUCACCAUUGAGGAGCCACUGUGUGUCUCCAAGGUUCUUCAGAAGGUCAAGAUUGAAGUAGAUGAAGAGGGAACAAAGGGUGCGGCAGCCACAGCUGCUGUGAUCUUCUCACGCAUGGCCGUCGAAGAGAUCACCCUGGAUCGACCAUUCCUCUUCCUCAUCCAGCACAAGCCUACAGGAGCUGUCCUGUUCAUGGGUGAAGUGAACCAACCUCAGCAGCACUAGCUCCCCAUUCCCUGAAGCUGGGGCUCAAGCAUGAAGACCGCUGGUGAAAUUUAAAAACAUUCCAUCGGCAUAGGCAUCUGUCAACAACUGAAACCAUACGAGCAAUCAAAUCUGCAGCUGACAGACACCAGCUGUGUCUAUCUAGUGUGUGGAGAGUCCUGUCUGAUCACUUGCUCCAUCCAACUGUAGUUUAAUUAUUGCACAAGAAGAGUUUCUUUGUCAGUAUUUUUGUACAUUUUCUUAAAAAAAAUUCCAAAUCAAAGACAUACAAUGCUGUGGGAGUGAUUGUCAGGUUUCCCACUGACUGCGCAAGCACAAGAAAGAUUCAGUAGCCACCACCAUUUCUCAUGUAGAAGAAUUAUUUUUUUAGCUUAGCUUUCAUAGCAAACUUUCAUACUGGGAGAGACUGAUAUCAAGUCAAGUGUAUUCACUCGUUCAUUAAAGGGAGAGAGAGAGAGAGGGAGAGGGAGAGAGAGAGAUAGCACAUAUAUUUUCAUAAGUUGAAAAACUAUUAGAACAACUAUUUGCUCUGAUAAUCUGUAUUUUGAUUAUGCUUUGUAUGGAGGCAGUACAUGGUUGGGAUAAUGUGGAUGAUCCCAGAUGAAGAGGAAAGAUUCUGAAUCAAUGCACUGUAACACAGCUGGAGUAAGACUAGGUUUGAUGAGGUGUAAGGCUAAUAAGACUGACAGAAGUAAUGUUCAGGACAAGAGGCUUUGAAUAAGGAGACAAAGGCCAACAGGGUAAGCUCCUGGUUCAUUGCCUAGUUCCCUACGAUGAGCGUUACUUCUGUUCUUGCUUAUUGGGACAGUUCCAUAAAUAUCUGAAGACCUCUAAAGCCCUCUCACUCCACUGGACAUAACCUGAAGAAAAAGUAAUGAGAUGUAUGUAUUCUUAUUUUGCUGUUGAUGAUCGUGUUUAUUUUCAUACUGGUUUCUUGUCU
Messenger RNA from Megalops cyprinoides (Indo-Pacific tarpon), 2194 nucleotides. RefSeq names its product serpin peptidase inhibitor, clade E (nexin, plasminogen activator inhibitor type 1), member 1 (gene serpine1). Lineage: Eukaryota; Metazoa; Chordata; Actinopteri; Elopiformes; Megalopidae. The transcript has 9 exons. Gene Ontology annotation, molecular function: serine-type endopeptidase inhibitor activity. Gene Ontology annotation, biological process: negative regulation of plasminogen activation; negative regulation of endopeptidase activity; negative regulation of vascular wound healing. The coding region runs from base 76 to 1254 and encodes 392 amino acids. The record is from RefSeq and is a predicted model, not a curated record.